AUGGCUGCCGCUGACCGAAAAGCAUACACGGACGCCGUCAAGUGUCUAAUGGCUCAGCCAUCUCAACUCGACCCAGUUCAAUAUCCCGCUGCCCUCAAUAGAUAUAUGGACUAUGCCGUCAUUCACGUAAAUCGUACACAAUAUGUCCAUCUCGACGCAUUCUUCUUGACCUGGCAUCGCUACUUCCUCUGGAUUUACGAGACAGAUCUGCAACAAACCUGUGGCUAUACCGGGGCAUUCCCUUACUGGAACUUCGCCGCCACGGCUUCUGACCCACACGCCUUCCCUAUCUUCGAUGGCUCCGAGUAUUCCAUGUCCGGCGACGGAAUCUACAACAACACAGGUCCCAUCGUCCUCGGCUCAGCAUUGACUAUCCCUCAUGGUACAGGCGGUGGGUGCGUCACUACCGGGCCCUUCGCAAACAUGAUUGCGCCGCUAAAAUUCAUCGACCCAACGCAACUCACCACCGGCACGCUACCAGCUGAUGCUUUCUCCUACAACGAGAUCUGCCUCAUGCGCGACCUAAACGCCUACGUCUCCCAGACGUAUACCAACAACGCCGAACUCGUCGCCGCCACGCACGCAAUCAACGCUACAGACUUCGAGCUCCUCCUCAACGGCGUCAUCGGCUCCGCUUCUCUAGGCAUCCACUCGGGCGCGCAUUUCUCCAUUGGGGGCCAGAUGGACAGUAUCCACGUCUCCGCCCAGGAUCCCGUAUGGUAUCCUCUACACACCAUGAUCGACAAGGUCUAUUGGAGUUGGCAGACCAAUUAUCCCGAGCGGGCGGAUCAGUUGGACGGGACAACGGGGACAGCGCUGAACACACCGCCGUCGCCGGUAGUCACGCUGGACUCGAUCGAACCGGAUUGGGGCUACUUCCAAUUGGAACCCAUCACGGUGAGAGAGUUGAUCAGCACGACCGGGGGCCCGUUCUGCUAUCAAUAUGAUAAUGUCAUUUCGUAA
This is a messenger RNA of Cladophialophora bantiana CBS 173.52, 963 nucleotides long. RefSeq lists its product as uncharacterized. NCBI's taxonomy places the organism in Eukaryota, Fungi, Ascomycota, Eurotiomycetes, Chaetothyriales, Herpotrichiellaceae. The transcript has a single exon. The record is from RefSeq and is a predicted model, not a curated record. Bases 1 to 963 code for a protein of 320 amino acids. Gene Ontology annotation, molecular function: oxidoreductase activity.